Molecule: messenger RNA, 1218 nt
Organism: Helicoverpa zea (corn earworm)
Lineage: Eukaryota; Metazoa; Arthropoda; Insecta; Lepidoptera; Noctuidae
Product: 5'-nucleotidase-like
Exons: 3
Coding region: 1-1218 (405 amino acids)
Biological process (GO): AMP catabolic process
Cellular component (GO): plasma membrane
Molecular function (GO): 5'-nucleotidase activity
Source: RefSeq, a predicted model, not a curated record
AUGAAACAACGGUCACUUGGCAACCACGAGUUCGACGAAGCAGUUGAUGGAGUAGUUCCAUUCAUUAGAAACUUGAGCGCCCCUGUUGUGGCCGCUAAUCUCAUUCUAGACAAAGUACCUGAACUAAAGGAUUUAAAAAACUUAUACAAAUCCGUCGUAAUAGUCAAAGAUCACGUUAAAAUUGGAAUCAUAGGUUAUCUCACGCCACAGACCAAAGACUUAGCCCCCAAAAAUGAUGUUGAAUAUGAAGAUGAGAUUCCAGCCAUACGAAGAGAAGUAAAAAAACUGAAACAACAAAACGUUAACAUUCUAAUAGCCUUAGGUCAUUCCGGAUUUAUAACGGACUUAGAUAUAGCGAGAGAAGUAGAAGACAUUGACUUAGUAAUCGGAGGUCAUUCAAAUACAUUCCUUUGGAACGCCGCUAGUACCUCGGAAACACCUGAAGUCCCUGAGGGACCCUACCCUACUGAAGUGAAGCAAGCAGAUGGUAGAAUUGUUAGAGUUGUACAAGCUUACGCUUAUACUAAAUAUUUGGGUAAACUGCAUUUACUGUUCGACUCAGCUGGCGAAAUUAUAAAAUGCGAAGGUACCCCUUUACUGUUGAAUCAGGAAGUACCAAGAGAUCCUGAACUUUUAACAACAGUUAAUAAAUACCGUAAAGACAUGGAUCGCAUAAACAAUGAGCCUGUCGGCACUUCGUUAGUUUCGCUGAAUGGGACUGGCUGCCGGUUAAGAGAAUGCAAUUUAGGCGACUUAAUCGCUGAUGCUAUGCUAAACUAUACGAGGGAAGAACAUCACAAAGAGUACCCCGACGUGAAUAUAGCAAUAGUGCAGGGAGGCCGGAUACGAACAUCAAUAUUUCAUGAGGGCACGCCCUUCACCGUCACUAGAGGCGACUGGAUAAGCGUAUUACCAUUUUCAGACACAUUGGUUAUCGUUACAAUGAAUGGGAUAACACUCAAGCAGAGUCUCGAACAUUCUGUGUCAACAUGGCGGACUAUAGACAGUACGGGACAAUUUCAACAGUUUUCCGGAAUGGAGGUGGCUUAUGACUUAGAAAAGCCAGUAGGCUCCCGUGUCGUCAAAGCGAGAGCAGUAUGUUCAAAAUGUGGAUUUUAUGAGUUGCAGGAUGUAAAAGAUGACUAUGAGUACCAAAUGAUGAUGCCAACUUUUCUAGCCGACGGUGGGGACGGAUACAAAUAUAAAGACAUAGACUAA